CCCAAAUCUAAUUGGCUCUGAGCCUGUUCCAGGCAUGUGAUAUUCUAGUGAUAACAGCACUGAUAACAAAUAAUACUGAUUUUGUGUCACAGAAUGUAGUUUUAGGAGGUUUUUUUUUAGGCAAGAAUGUAGUUGUUUAGCCUUCAAAUAUGUGGUUGAAGAUAACGUCUAAUUAAAAAUUUGCUUUGACGUUUUCGGAGAUGUGAGCUUCAGGGCUUCAGUAGCCUUUCAGCACUCAUGAACCCAGCCUCACCUCGGCCAGAUCUUCUGGAAUGUGUCACUGAUGUCUCUCUAUAGUGGUUAAACAUGGGAUAUAAUUAGUUUUGGGUAAAUCUAACAUGCAGUCUUUGGUCUCUGAGUAAAUUAGAAAAAAAAUAAUGCAUGUUGUCUAAUAUAGAUAGAUACCGAUAUAGGUAGGUAGGUAGGUAGAUCGGUAGAACAGAGAGACAGAUAGAUACAUACAUACAUAAUCAAACGUACUCACAUAUUUCCAGAAAAGAAUGCACAUAUCGAGGCACUAAAAAAAGGCAGUUUGACACACAGGCCUCGGAGGGAAGCUGGGAGUGUUUGUCAGGGUGAUGAUGCUGAAUCACAGGGCAGGCAGUCUCUCUCUUUCUAUUAGUUAGCUGAGGGAUGGUGAACUCCAGGGAGGUAGACAGAUGACGUGCUUUCACUCCUAUCAUUCUCCCUGCGUGCGGUCGCUCCAGGAACACACGAGAUUAAGAGAUGCAAUUAACUGUCAAAGACAAACAAGUCACGGGCUAGGACAACACUCAUGAGAUUGCUCCAUAAAUUUCACCGCAAACGAGCUGAGCAGGUUAGUGAAGGAAAGGACGCAAAUUCGCUAUAUGAAAUGUUCAUAGAGUCUGGGGAUGAAAGAUGUUGCAGCUGUGCCCUUUUCUGGUUCCAUGACUGAUUAUUUUCACAUUUGUGUCAGAUCAUUUAAGCACAGAAAUCUAAUCUACUAACACAAUUACAUGCAAGAUACAGUUGCUAAAGGCAAGUGCACCAUUUUUCCAACUAAUAAUAUUGUGUUUGCAGGAACCAUGGUGAGCAAGGACGCUGGUAAAUGCAUGCUCACCAACUCUGAGUCGGACUCAGAGGCAACGGCGGCCUCCAUGGCCCUGGAGGUCAAAGGAUCAUCGGACGAAAGCCGGCAGGUGCGCAAACGCAACAAAGCCCUUCAGGUGCGCUUCAAGGACAUCUGCGAGGCACAGAAUGAACAGGCUGCUGCGGCCCGAGGGGGGAAGCCGGUCUACAAGGUGGCGUACCGCAAAUACAUGACCGUCCCAGCUCGCAGAUCAAUCCCCAAUGUCACCAAAAGCACUGGAGUGCAAACAUCACCGGAUCUUAGGAAGCGUUACCAGACUUUUCCAUUUGAGCGGAAGAAAGGACAUACGGUCAAGCAUGCUGCUGUUGUGGAGAGCUGUAAGGAUCAGGACGAUGGGUUUGUUAUUGAUGUAAAGAGGGCGAAAGCUACCGAGGUGGGUAGGGAGUGCGCACCCUCUCAAAAUGUGAGAAAAACAAGAGCAUUAAUGCACACCAACAAGUGCGUCGCGACUAUAGAGCAACACCCACAAACCAGGGACUGUCUGGAGAGAACAGACGGACCGUGUUCGGAUGCUCUGGUUCUUCCUUGUCCGACAGAUGGGUCCACAGCGGGAACGGACAACUCGGACUAUCAGAUCUGUAGCGUCAGAAGAAAACACAGUAAGGGCUUCCAGAGAGACUCUGAAACUCUUGAUCGCUCAGGCAAGCUACAGUUGCUAAACUCUGGGGAGAGCGGUGGGAAUAUUCUAGAGGAUUCCUCCUCCAAAGUGAUGGGACCUAUCGCGUGGAACUCCCUCACACAGGUGGAGUGCCUGGAGAGUCCGUCCGAGCGGAACAAACGCAAGAAGGCGCUGCAGCUCAAUGGCCUGCAGUCGCAGACGCUGCCGCGGUCCAGUUGCACGACGCAGGUCCAGUGCCACGUGGGCACGCUCUCUGCUCGACCGCUGCGGGCCAUGGAGGAGGCAGCGCCGGUGACUCCAGUCUCCUCGACAGCCGUUCCCAUGCCUGCGCCUCCAUGCAGGGGCGGCACAGGAUCGGGAACUCUACAGAUGGAUAAUGAGGCGUGCAAGCAGAUAGUGCCUGUCAAUCAGGAUGGGGAUGUUAAAGCGCAGCUCCAGGCCAUGGAAAACAUGAUCAGCUCCAGCCAGGAAACCAUCAAAGUGCUGCUGGGUGUCAUUCAGGAGCUGGAAAAAGGAGAAGCUCAUAGAGAAGGACUCUCCUAUCGAACCGGACAGGACACGGCCAACUGCGACACGUGUCGGAACAGCGCAUGCAUUAUUUACAGCGUGGAGCUGGACUUUAAACUGCAGGAAGAUAAGCUCCAGCCUCUGAUGAAGAGACUGUGUCCCACGGACGAGUCCCCGUUCCCCCCUCUGCCGUAUCCUCAGGAGACCAUCGGCUCCACGCCCAAACGCAAGUCCAAAGCGGAGGCCAAGAAACACGCACGCUGGAAACUCUGGUUUCUGUGACCGCAGGAUUACACACAACUGACCAUCAUAUUUUCAGUACAGGAGUUUAGCGACAGAAGCAUCUGUUCACUUGAUUUGUUUUUUGAUCAGGAUGAUUCAGGAAAAUCCUAUCAGAUUGUUUUGGUUUUUUUGGCCCUUUUGGUACUUUAUGGACACGAGUACUGAACUAGGUUUGGAAAUACCGCAGCUAGUAUUAAUAAAAAAAAUAAAUAAAUAAUAAUAAUAAUAUAUAAAUAAAUAUAUAUAAAUAUAUUUAUUUAUUUAUUUAACAGAUUUUGGGAAUUUUCUCCUGGAAAAAAGAAAUGAUGAGACUAUUUCCCUCAUGCAGAGUGUGAAAUUAUUUUAAACUGGAUCAAUAACAAAUCUUGCUUUUUGGUCAUCAUCCUGUUAAUUUGGUUUGGGAAAUCAGGAGGAUUUAAAACACGGACAGUACACAAGCUUUUCAUUUCAGUCUUCUCUUCCUCAUGGAAAAUCGCAGCAUUAAACAGAAGCACAACUCUUCAGAUGCACUGGAUGAUGUUUCUAACUGAGGACUUCACGGAUCUUACCAGAUAUCGAGAAUGGAAAAUUUACCAGAGGAUGUAAUUAUUCACAGCCCGAACCGGCGAAGUCACAACAAACGCAUUACAUGGGAUUUAUAUGGAAAUAAUCUUACAAGCCUCUGUGAAUUCAUAUAAACUUUCAUAUAAUAUUAUUACCACGAAAAAGAAAAAAGAAAAAAGAAAAAAAGUAUGACUUAUUUUUCUAGAUUCGUAAUAAUCACAGAUUUUCUAGAUGCACUAUAUAUGUAUAAACUUCUCACUUAUUGGAUUAUUGAAAUUAUAAGAAGCAUUUUCAACUCUGUUCAUUUAAAAUGAUUUCACUUCAAAUAAUCUUCUAUAGAGUGCAUUAGUUCCGCUCACUAUUUCAGCAGCAUUGGUUCUGGAAGUAUUUCUUCCAUUCAUUUUUCCCAUAAGGAUUUUUUUUAUUUAUUUAUUUUUUAUUUUUUUAAGUAUUUGUUAGUGUUGUGAGCCAUGAACCAGCUACGAGGUGAAUCGCAACAUUACAAUCUAUGAUUUGAUGCAAGUAUUUGAAAAUGAGACAAAAAGACAAAAGGUACAAGACUGUGUACUUAACAGCUGUAGUGAGAGGGAAAACUACAAUCCUGUGAACCACUGAAAAUGACAAUCAAAUUAAAAAUGGCGGACAAAUAUAAAACUAUCCAUUUAAGGCUGAUUGAAUAAACUGAAACAAUAUAUUUUAAGUUCAGUCCUCGUUUGAUGCUAUUUGCUCACUGCGACUCUCUGAUGGGCGGAAUUUUCUGUACAGCAUCAUAGGUAAUGUAGUUUUUCACCAGGGAUUCGACUACUAAACAUGAUUAUUUAAAGUAUACUAGUUGAAAUAAUGCGACCUGAAGGCUUCAACAAAAGCAUAUAUCAUUAAUUAAAAACCUUGGCUCUCACAGUAGUUAUGUCUUUAAUAAGCUAUUGUUAAAAAUCUAUUUCCCUAUGGAGAAAAUGAACUGCAUUUUUACUUCUGGAACCUGACUGUUGCACUCUAUUACAACUAAUGGCAUAAUCAUGGAAACAACAGUGAACGUUCACCUUUCUGUGAUAGGAAGUCAUGUGAUACAGUCAUCGUAAAGCUGCGCUCACACAAGAUAGUGAUGAACACUGAUCUGCAAUAUAGGAACAAAAAAAAAAUGUUUGGCCAAUACAGGAUCUAAAUGUCUCUGUAAAUGAGCUGUUGGUGCAAUAUAAAAUAGCAAGCUGCAGGCUUGGAAAUUACAUUAUAUUUCUAUUUUAUUGUUUUCAAUUUAUUUUGAAUGUAUAUUUACAGAAUCCCUAGAGUGUGACAUCACAUCCUGUCUGUGAACGCACUCUCUACACCUGCACUGAACACUCAAACAAUGUUCCUGCUAUGAAAAUGACGAGGAACAUCAGAGCAAAUCAGAUAAACUGGAGCGUGUGUCUCGGGUCUGAGAGAGUAAUGAGAGCAGCUCAGUUUGUCUUCAGCGUUCAGAAAGACUGCCCGGAACGGAGAGAAAUUUAGAAAUUUCGUCACAGGUAAAGAAAAACACGUUCAAGAGAUACUUCAACAGAGAAAUAGAAACGAUAGAUUGCAUAAAGAAAAUGAAGUGAAAAAUGAAAUGACCUAUUUUUUAAUGACAUUAUUAUUUUUUAUAACAAUUAAACAGAUUUUACCCAGAAUUCUCAUUACCUUAAUUAAUACAUUCAUAUUUAACAAAUGAAUCUAAUUAUAUCUAAUACACACACAUACAUACAUAUAUAUAUAUAUAUAUAUAUAUAUGGGUAGUUGACGUAUCAAUGUGUCCUAUGGUGUAAAAGCAAAGAUGUAAAAAAAACAACAACAAAAAAACACCUAACACUGAAGAUAAACCUCUCAUGCUAUUUGUAACUAAGAAAGAAGAUACAUUUUUCUCAUAGCAUUUGUA
Messenger RNA from Onychostoma macrolepis, 4953 nucleotides. RefSeq names its product inhibitory synaptic factor 2A. Gene Ontology annotation, biological process: inhibitory postsynaptic potential. NCBI's taxonomy places the organism in Eukaryota, Metazoa, Chordata, Actinopteri, Cypriniformes, Cyprinidae. The coding region runs from base 978 to 2519 and encodes 513 amino acids. The record is from RefSeq and is a predicted model, not a curated record. Gene Ontology annotation, cellular component: postsynaptic density. The transcript has 3 exons.